AGAGAAAACAACGUUUCGGGUGUGAAGCCUUCUUCAGUGACUUCGAUGAUAAAGAACAAUAGGGAGAAUCGUGAAGAACUGUCAGACUGCGGGAAACCUGGCCAGAUAGGUGUUAGAAAAGACGGGACAACUAAACAAUUACAGAGGAGCAAGAAAUAGGUUUAUUCCAUGGUUAAAAGAGAGUAAAAGAAACAGAACGUUUCGGGUGUGGGGCCUUCUUCGGAUGUCAAUAAUUACAGUGCAUAAUCAUUAUAAUCAUUAACACGGGGAUCUGGCUCUUCGUUACGAAAGCAAGAUGUAUUUGUCUAGCUUUUAAUUUUCCUCAGCCAACUCCAUUAACGUUUGUUAAAGGAAAAUGUCAAAAUGAAAUUUGAUGGCAGUUACGACCUCCAUAGCAGAGGUUUAAUACACGGUCUUAGUGUGAAGAGUAACUUGGGAAUCAUUUUCUCAGGACAACUCCAAAAGACACCCCCUCCCCAGCGGUCUGCCACACCCAGCGUCGGAUAGCGAUGGUGUGCGCCUGGCUAGCAGCGCAAAGGGUUUGUCGCUAAUGGUCCUCUUAACUUGCAUUUGCGUGUAAGAACUGGGGCUUGCGGCAUCUUUUGGAACAAGAGAAUCUUUGAAGAAAUUCAGUCACCAAGGUUAAACAUUUUUAUCUUUUCAUCUUCAUUUAGAUUUUACAACACGGCGUAGAAUAUCAGAAACCUCUAGCUCUAGUGGAAAUCACAAAACUGCAUGACCAAGUAACAGAAUAAAAGAAAACAAAUUACACGAGAACACAAAACCAGACGACACUCACAAUUUCCAUCAUCUAAAUUGGCUUGUUUGUCCCCAGAAGGGUGUCACCCAAAUUUCCGUAGAGCGGUCGGGAGCUAACGACAGCCAAGCUGCGAGCCGCUGAACAUAGUAUAGUCAAGAUAGCUCAGACGCUGACCACACCGAGUGCGCGUCGGACACUGCAUUAGAGGACAGAGACGUGGCUGCAGGCCAGAGGCUGGCCAAGGGCUUCUUAAGGAGCGCAGCUCCCUCUUGCAUGUGCAGCUUUGGGACAUGACUAAGGAUACCAGCUUCUAGACACAAAUUCCAGAGAGCUAAAUGAUCAACAACCAAGGCUCAGAAGGCUAUCCCAGGCUGGCCCGUGAGGGUGGACAAACUGAACUCUGCGCCAUGGAGCUGAAGGUCUGGGUGGAUAAUGUCCAGAGAGUGAUCUGUGGAGUCACAGAGAAAACCACCUGCCAGGAGGUGGUGAUUGCAUUAGCGCAGGCCAUGGGUCGCCCAGGCCGCUACACUCUCAAGGAGAAAUUCAAGGACUUUGAGCGCCAUGUCUCCCCUGAUGAGAGGCUCCUUGAAUCCCUGAAUAAAUAUGGCCAGCAGGCGAGAGAGGUGCAGCUCAUCUUGAACCACAACGGGCCGUCCAUGACGGGGCACAAGCCCUUUGCUCAGGUCCGAGGCAGCCGGCUGGCCGACCGGAGCCGACACCGGCAGAGCCUGCCCCCUGUUGCCCGGCUGUGCAUCAGGGCAGACCUUCAGCCCGACGCCAAGAAGCCGAAACGCAAGUCACUGACCUUUGUGGAAGAGGCCAGAGAGUGGAUCGAGUCCCUGGGCCGAAUCAGAUUGCACAAGAACAGGGAUAAAAACAGGGAAGCUGGAAAACGGGAUUCUGUCCUGAGCCAGCAGGAAGAAACGGGCCACAUGAUCCACCUCCUAAAACCAACAAAUGGGACAAUUAGAGAUGCAACUGCAGGUGAUCUGAACUCGGGACCAGAAACAGAAGUGGGGCUUCACAAACUGUUGAUCCAGCAGCAAACUGAGCUGCUGGCCCUCCAGACCCAGCUUGGCAAUACUGAGGCUGAGAUCCACACCUUGGAGGAGGAGGAGGAUCAGAUGAGACAGGAGGUAGAGAAGCUCGAACAUCUGAUUGCCUCGAGACAGGAUGACGUGGAGGAGCUGGAGUUCUGGGAGAAUGAGCUGAGGGCGGAGGAAGUCUACGAGAGGGAUCUGCAGGAACAGUUCCUGGAGAUGAAACAGAAAGCUGCGGAGUGCAAAGGCAAGGUGGAAGAAUAUAAAAGCCGGCUUCGGGGGCUGGACUUGGUUGGGGCAUCCCAGACCCAUUCCGAUACCCAGCUGUUUGAGCAGCUGGCCCUGACCGGGACAGAAGCUGCUCGACUGGACGCCACUCUCGCAGAAUCCCAGGAAUCCCUGCGGAGAGUUGACAAGGAGCUGCAGAAGAAACAUGAGGAGCUGGAAACUUUGACCUCAGAACUCUGUCCAACUUACCCGAAGAGCUUCAACCGACGUUUGGCGACUCGCUGGUCCUCUUCUUCAUGGCAUGACAGUACAGAUCGAGUUUCAAAAUCACCGGAUGGAUCCAAAAACUAUCCAUCUCUUUCGAGAGAAGGCCUCUUCAUCUAACUCGGCAGGGGAGAUGUAUUUUUGCCCUAGAGGGCAAUUCCUGCACCAGGGAUGAUCAGAUAUGUCAUAGUGAGUGACUUAAACAUUAAGAUAUGGGUUGGCAGUGAACUGUAGUGGACUAAAUCACUAUCUUAUCUUUAUCUUUUAAACCAAUUUUAAUUGCUUUUUAUCAUUUUUUUGCCAUUUUUACAAAACCUAUUAUCUCAGGUCCAGAGUCUAUAGUGGGAUUAUUGGAAUUCCUUGCACUUUCCAGUGUUCUUUGGAGUGUAAACUUCACUGGUGAAGGGUAACCCUCAUUGCCUGCAUUGUGGCAUGGCUUUUCAUCCCAUCCCUGAUCUUAACUGUUUAGCUUAAAUAAUUAUUUGGAGAUCACAGCUGUCUCCAAAUUGAAAAACACGUGGGAAAACCUGCUGGAGCUCCUAUUCAUGUUUGGUUUCUCUGCUAUAGUGAAGGAGUGUGCUUGCUUGCAACUGAAAUAUUGGUUCUCACUCAUUGGUCCUGGAAAACAACAGAAUUUUCAAUAAUUACUGGUGAAUUACACCAGUAAUUCAAUUAAUGGUGUGCAUUUCGUUUCUAGGUCUGGUCUGGAGUGUCAGUUUUCUAUAAGGCUAUCACUUAUAAUUCCAGCACCAUAAGAAGGGAAUGGUGCUCCAACAAAACACGUUUGCUUCCCAGGAAACUGGAUGAUAUUCAUCUUCACUUAUAAUCACUCUGACAAAGUGCUAUAUAUAUAUAUAAGUUUAGAACAUUUUGUACUUGAUGUAAACUAAAAAGAUGACAGUGGUGUAAUGGUUAACACUGCUGCCUUGCAGUGUUAGGGCCCUGGGUUCAAUUACAGACCUGGGGUGCUAUCUAUGUAGAGUUUGCAUGUUCUCCCUGUGUUCACAUGGGUUUCCUACCAGUCCAUAGAUUUAGGUUAACUGUGUCUGCGAAGGACUGGAGUCCUGUUCAGGGAGUAUCCUGCCUUGCACCUGUUGCUUGCUGGGACAAGGUCUGGCUUGUGACCAUAAAUUGGAAGUAGUGGUUAUCAAAUGGAUGGAUGUAAACUAAGAACAGAUCUUAUUUUGUUAUUCAAAAAUAUCAUGUAACUAAUGGGUUUUUUUUUUGUCAGAAUCUCAGAGGUUUUUAAGUUACACAAACGUAAAAUGCCUGUUGUGAAAGUGACAAUUAUUUUGGCUGCAGUAAUGUAAUACAGAAAUGUCUCUCUAGUACACAUUAAAGGUUUACAUAUUUAGUAGUGAAAUUGAGUGCACUCUUAAUUUUGUACAUAUCAGACAUUGCACAGGGGG
This is a messenger RNA of Lepisosteus oculatus (spotted gar), 3701 nucleotides long. The record is from RefSeq and is a predicted model, not a curated record. NCBI's taxonomy places the organism in Eukaryota, Metazoa, Chordata, Actinopteri, Semionotiformes, Lepisosteidae.